CUCCUCGCCGCCGCCCCAGCCCUCGCGCGGCGCCAAGCCGGCCGGCACCAUGGCCCUGGAGCAGCUGUGUCCGGUCCUCAAAGUGUUGUUAGUUACACUCCUGGUAGUAGAAGGGAUUGCGGUGGCCCAAAAGACCCAAGAUGGACAGAAUAUUGGAAUCAAACAUGUUCCUGCAACACAGUGUGGCAUUUGGGUUCGAACCAGCAACGGAGGUCACUUUGCGUCCCCAAAUUAUCCGGACUCAUAUCCACCAAACAAGGAAUGUAUCUAUAUUUUGGAAGCUGCUCCACGGCAAAGAAUAGAGUUGACCUUUGAUGAACAUUAUUAUAUAGAACCAUCAUUUGAAUGCCGGUUUGAUCACUUGGAAGUUCGAGAUGGGCCAUUUGGUUUCUCUCCGCUUAUAGAUCGUUACUGUGGCAUGAAAAGCCCCCCGUUAAUUAGAUCCACGGGGAGAUUCAUGUGGAUUAAGUUCAGUUCUGAUGAAGAACUAGAAGGACUGGGUUUUCGAGCAAAAUAUUCAUUUAUUCCAGAUCCAGACUUCACUUACCUAGGAGGUAUUUUAAAUCCCAUCCCAGAUUGCCAGUUUGAGCUCUCAGGAGCUGAUGGAAUAGUGCGUUCUAGUCAGGUAGAACAAGAAGAAAAAACAAAACCUGGCCAAGCCGUUGAUUGCAUAUGGACAAUUAAAGCUACCCCAAAAGCUAAGAUUUAUUUGAGGUUCCUAGAUUACCAAAUGGAGCACUCAAAUGAAUGCAAAAGAAACUUCGUGGCAGUCUAUGAUGGAAGCAGUUCUAUUGAAAACCUGAAAGCCAAGUUUUGCAGCACCGUGGCCAAUGAUGUGAUGCUUAAAACAGGAGUUGGAGUAAUCCGGAUGUGGGCAGACGAGGGCAGCCGGCUCAGCAGGUUUAGGAUGCUGUUUACAUCCUUUGUGGAACCUCCCUGCACAGGCACCACUUUUUUCUGCCACAGUAACAUGUGCAUCAAUAAUUCUUUAGUCUGCAACGGUGUCCAGAACUGCGCAUACCCUUGGGAUGAAAACCACUGUAAAGAGAAGAAAAAAGCAGGACUAUUUGAACAAAUCACUAAAACUCAUGGGACAAUUAUUGGCAUUACAUCAGGGAUUGUCUUGGUCCUCCUCAUUAUUUCUAUUUUAGUACAAGUGAAACAGCCUCGAAAAAAGGUCAUGGCUUGCAAAACUGCUUUUAAUAAAACUGGCUUCCAAGAGGUGUUUGAUCCUCCUCAUUACGAGCUGUUUUCACUAAGGGACAAGGAGAUGUCUGCAGACCUGGCUGACCUGUCGGAAGAGCUGGACAGCUACCAGAAGAUGCGACGCUCGUCCACUGCCUCGCGAUGCAUUCACGACCAUCACUGUGGGUCGCAAGCGUCCAGCACCAAACAGAGCAGGACCAACCUCAGUUCCAUGGAGCUUCCUUUCCGCAAUGAUUUUGCACAACCACAGCCGAUGAAGACGUUUAAUAGCACAUUCAAAAAGAGUAGCUACACUUUCAAACAGGCACACGAGUGCCCUGAACAGGCCCUAGAAGACAGAGUAAUGGAGGAGAUUCCCUGUGAAAUUUACGUCAGGGGACGAGAAGAUUCUGCACAGGCCUCUAUAUCCAUCGAUUUCUAGUCUUCUGCUAAAAGUGAUGUUGCUCUGAGGUGUGUAUGUGUGCAGCCACACCCACCAUGCUGCUCGCAGCAGCCAGUCCUUUUCUCCCGUCAGGAUAAGAUGUGCAUUUACUGUUAACCUGUUGUAAUGGUGAAGUUUUAAUGAUCUCUGGCAGUCUGUAUAUGUUAAACCGACCAAGGCACUUCCUUCGUGCAGUAAAAACAUCACCUAGUGCGUGGUGUCAUAUAACCAAGCGGUAGUUGAAUAGUUUUUCAGGAGGAGAGCAGUGGUGGUAAGCAGGCUCUCAGGCAGCCUGUUAGUUUCAGCAGCAGGAGUAUUGUUCCUAAUCAAUACAGUUCUAUCCAUGCGAUCCACAGUAAACUUAAAACGAAGGGUUUUCUUUACAUUUUACAUUCCUUUUAUUUUUUUUUUCCUCUAAAUUUGUUGUACAGACCAGUAAUUUUACCAUUUGUGUUUCUUACAUAAAUACAAGUGGUUGCUGCACCAUGCAUAUUUCAAUAUACACAUUUGUUCUUGAAUUUAUCAAAUUAUGGCUAGUUAUUGUGGUGUCAGUUAAGGUCCAGAGUUAUAUUUCAUCUGUCUGUCCUGUCUUCACCAAUUUCUAUUCUGCUGCCUCUUAAUCACCAAAUUCUUGGUCUUUGUUUUGUCUGAGAAGAUGAUAUGAUUUAUCACCUUUUAAUCGUGUUUUGUCCUAGUUAUAUUAUACUGAAAAUUUUCAUAACCUUGGAAUGUGUGCACCAUUGCCAGUUAUAAGUAGAAGCAUAAGAGAGAAACUUUUAGCAAGUUUCUGAAAUUUCCCACAUGCAAUGUCAUUGACUUCAGCAAGCAGCCCACUGCCACCGAGUUCAGUCCAGCCUGACUCAUCUUAGCGACCCUGUACGACAGAGCAGAACCACCCCAUAGGGUUUCUGACGCAGUAAUCCUUAUGGAAGCAGACUGCCACAUCUUUCUCCCAUGGAGUGGCUGGUGGGUUUGAAUCGCCAACUUUUUGGUUAGCAGCCAGGUGCUUUAAACACUAUGCCACCAUGGCUGCCUCCAGUAAAGCAGAGAGUCAUCCAGUUCGCUUGGAGAGAGGCCUGUGAUGAUGUUUAUUUGCAAUUUUAUCAUCUUCAGAUCUGUGUUGCUUAUUAAGUUUUGUAAAAAGAGAUCACUUAGCUCCGUUUAGUGUUGGCUUAUCUCAUAGUAUAUGGUAACCAAGAUUUGUAUGAGAAUUAAAAGGAAAUUCUUGAAAAGCUGUGUAAGCCUUCAGAUUGCUUCUUACUUGGGACGGACAUUUUUCUAGCUCUUAUCAAGAAUAACAACUUUCACUUUUUUUUAAGCAGCACUUUUGACCUUGUUUUUUUAUGGUAUCUAAAACAAUAAUUUAUAAACAUAAUAUAAAAGCUCAUUGUGUUUUUUUAGACUUUUGAUAUUAUUUGAUACUGUACAAACUUUAUUAAAUCAAGAUUGAAGACCUACAUGACGGAUUUCUGUCAUUGUUCACGUUAGCAGCUUUGUGUACAGGUCAUGCUGUGAUGGAACUGUAGACUAUAAUUUAUUGUAAAGACUUGGUAAUGUGUACAUGAGCCUUUUGUUGCCUUUUAGUAUUGUAUUUAGUUUGUGAGAAAUUUUUCACUAUGAUAUUUAUUGCUCUAAAUCACAAGUCCUAUAUUAAAAUACACAUUGUUACACGAUCCUUCAAUCAUGGUAUUUAUAGCACUGAGAUUUUGGAUCUUAAGAUAUGUAUGGCAAAGAAUCCAUGUUUAAAAUUAUAACUGAUACAGUCAUGCCAUUUAAAAGAGGACAGUGAUUGUUUUCUAUAUUUUUGAUAGUAAAUUCUCAGUUUCGCUGAAUUUUAUUAUUUUAAAUAUUACAUAGAUAUAUUCUCAGAUUAGUGAAAAUUGUGACAAAUAUAAAAUACUCUCUCAAAAUGAGCUUAGAUCACUUUAAAAAAAAAAAAAGUAUAAUACCAAGGAAAUAUGAAAACCUACAACAGUAUACCCAUGACUUAAUUAAAAAAAAAAAAAUUCCUGUCUUAAAAAUAUAACUUCGAAAGGUAAAAACACAAUGUAGUAUUCAAUGAACUGACACCAGAGCCAGGUUAGAUGGCUAAGUCCUUUCGCUAUGUUGAAUAGGCUUUCUAGUAGGUGACUUAUACCAACAAACAUUUGACUGGCAUAGUAAAUACUUAAUAAUUUAACUGUGAUCUCAUUCAU
Loxodonta africana (African savanna elephant) is the source of this 3822-nucleotide messenger RNA. It is a transcript of the gene NETO2, whose product is annotated as neuropilin and tolloid like 2. Gene Ontology annotation, molecular function: ionotropic glutamate receptor binding. The transcript has 9 exons. Bases 50 to 1627 code for a protein of 525 amino acids. The record is from RefSeq and is a predicted model, not a curated record. Gene Ontology annotation, cellular component: postsynaptic density. NCBI's taxonomy places the organism in Eukaryota, Metazoa, Chordata, Mammalia, Proboscidea, Elephantidae.